AUGGCCAGUUACUUCAGUACAAAGUACAGCUAUGACAACAACAAUGGCAGCGGCAAUGGUAACAGCAGUGAUAGCGGAAGUGGUAAAGAUGACGUCAAAGACAAUGGUAGCUGCAAUGGCAAUGGUAACAGCAGUGAUAGCGAAAGUGGCAACGAUGAUGUCAAAGACAAUGGUAGCUGCAAUGGCAAUGGUAACAGCAGUGAUAGCGGAAGUGGCAACGAUGACGUCAAAGACAAUGGCAGCGGCAAUGGUAACAGCAGUGAUAGCAGAAGUGGCAACGAUGACGUCAAAGACAAUGGUAGAUGCAAUGGCAAUGGUAAUGGCAACCCAGCUGUAUGGAAUAAGGCCCUGGCAAUAAGGCAACCCGACCGAGUGAGUGGUAUGGACAAAGCAAAUCACCUCUAA
Messenger RNA from Haliotis rufescens (red abalone), 405 nucleotides. RefSeq names its product aspartate and glycine-rich protein-like. NCBI's taxonomy places the organism in Eukaryota, Metazoa, Mollusca, Gastropoda, Lepetellida, Haliotidae. The transcript has a single exon. Bases 1 to 405 code for a protein of 134 amino acids. The record is from RefSeq and is a predicted model, not a curated record.